AGAAAUCAAAAACAGUCCUGGCACCAACUUUCUCAUGCAGUAUAGAUUGAAGAAUGUUGAAAAGAGUGGAGCAUCCAAAAUGAGUGCAUAAGAAUUAGCAACUAUAAUUGAACAAUAAAUCUAAUAAAAAUUUGGUGAUGUCCAAUUACUAAGGGUUGAUGUAAAUGAGCAACAGGAAUCCAUUAUUACUUCUGUAUACGAAAAUAAAGACCCAAGCAACAAGUAUAAUAGAUUUUUAGAUGUCUAAUUUCUAAAGGAAAUACUUUUAGUAGAAGAAUUGCAUUAGGAUGAGGAAGAAGAUGAAGAUUACGAGGAUACCGUAAAUGAAGUUGCGAUGGAUCAUAAGUUCUAGCAAUUAAAACAAGCAAUCGAUUGCUUCUUUGAAUUCUCCAAAGACUUGGAUCAAGUCAAAUAAAUGCAAUUAGAAAACAAAUUUAAAUCUAUCAUAGGUAACAUUGCAAAUAAAGAACAAAAAUUGCAGAUUAAGAUUCUCGUCAAAUGCAAGGGCAAUCUAAUAUCUCAUUUACAUUAAGAAAAACUCUAUUUAGGUGGCUAAGAAAGAGAUCCUGCUUUUAUUGACUUAAUCUCGUCGAAUCCCUUUGUCAAUCCUGAUAUUACUAAUAUGAUUAAUUCAAAUUUGAUUAAAGUUUAGAGUUUCUAAAUAGGAAUGCUUCAAUUUAUUUAGGAGUAAUAGUAGUUGCAAUUUUAAUAGUUCUUUACUUCUGCCCAAUUCUAGAAGUAAAUGAACAUGCCCUAUCAAAUUUACAUCAAAGAAACCAAAGGGAAUGAAAAAUGUCUUCAAUUAAUACUAGGAUUCAUGCAUCAAUUUUCAAUCAGAAUAGACAUUGAUCUGACUCUAUGUCAAACUGUAUAUCAGUAAGAUUAAACAAGUUUCUACUUUAAAUUGUUAUCUCCUCCUUCUUGUUAUGCAGCUCAUCAUGGAAAAUGGAAGUACGAGAAUAAUUUGAUCAAGUCUCAAUUUGUUAAAGUCGAUAACAUUUUCUUAAAUCAUUUAGUUAUAUCAGAAAAGAUUAAUGAAAUUUAGAGAUUGCUAUUCCUCAACAAUACAACUAUAUUGAUCAAACUUGAUUAAAGUUCCGAUUAUUUUAAAUAAAAAUUAUAGAGUUUCCACGUUUUAAAUGUUGACUACCCUGUUGUGGCUCAUAUCAAACUUUAAAAUGAUAUAUCUUAUUCUAGAUUGAUGAAUAGUAAAUAUUUGAACUUUUCGUUGCGAUUCAACAUACUUGCUGCCAUCAGCUAGAACAAAUUUAACAAAUAAAAAUAGAUAUAGGAAUUGAUAGAGACUUGUGAAUCAGGAUAUAAAAAAUAUGCUGAGAAAUAACCUUAGAUUUUGAAUGGAAUUUUUGAAUUAACAUUUAAUACAUUCUGUAAGAUAACAUCAAAUCUCUCACUUUUUGAUGAGAAGGAUGUGGAAAAAAAAAAUGAGAGUCAUUUAAGAUACUUUAAGAGUGUGUUCAAGAGAACCUAACAAGAUUUUAUUGAAUUACGUGACCCAACAAUGAGAUUGGCAUACACAAGAAGAGUGUCAAUGACUCCAUCUGGAAUCUUGUAUUUUAAUAAGUAGCCUGAAGUCACUAGUGGCAUUCUGAGAUAGCAUUAUAAUAUAGUUGAGUAUUUCUUGAGAGUUCAUUAUGAGGAUGAGAAUUAAGACAUGGUGUUGAAUAUCCCCUAUAUUACUUAAACUUACUACUAUAAUUUCAUGUUCCCCUCUUUAAAACUCUUGGGUUAGCACUAUGAACUAUUUACCUGGAGUUCAUCUUCAUUAAGAGCUGGAACAUGUUGGUUUAUCGAUUUCAAUAGAGCAGGCAAACAGAGGUCUGAAAUUAUUAACUCUAUAGGCAAUUUCACAAAUUUGAAAUAUGAUGAAAUUGCCAAGAAUGCAGCUCGAUUGGGAUAGAAUCUUAGUACAAGUAUUAGUGUGGAUUGGAUUGGUCCAACUAACGUUCAAAUAAAGGAUGAUCUAGUGGAUAACAAUAAGAAAUUGUUCACCGAUGGUAUUGGCAAGAUUUCCUAAGAUUUAAUUGAUGUGAUUAGAUAAAAAGUGAAAGUGAAAGGGAAUUCAAAAUCUAAAAUAUCAGCUAUUUAGGUUAGAUAUGAAGGAGCCAAGGGUCUAUUGGUUUUGGAUGAAAAUCUUGAAUCAAAAACAAUUGUGUUAAGGAGGUCAAUGAUUAAAUAUAAUCCAGCCAAAGGGUAUCAAAACAAACUUCAAAUCUUGGAUUUCAAUAAAUUUAGAGGGGGAUACUUGAAUAGACAGAUCAUAAUUCUAUUGUUGACACUCUAGGUUAAUGAGAAUGUCUUUCAAGAACUUUAAGAUGGUAAUAAUUAUUCCUAUUAAUGUAGAAUAUUUGAAGAAAAUUGAGGAUUUAUAAAUGAAAGAUGCUUCCAUUUACAAAUAUUUUAGUGCGGAUUAUUGUGAUGAAUAAAUUGAUCUACCCAAUAUAAUGGAUGCUUUGAGAGCCUAUAUAAACAUUGGAAUGGAAGACAAUAUAUUGUGUUAAGGAGUCCUAUCAAAAUUAAAAUAAAGAGGGUUAUUGUAGCUAAGGAAAAAGACUUCGAUACUUGUGGAGAAAGCAGCAAGAGUCUUAGGAGUCAUAGAUGAGCAUAAUUUAUUGCAACCAAAUGAAGUUUAUUGUUUAGUUUUGGAUGAGAAUAAUGGUACUUAAGUUGAACCCGAGAAUAUCAAAGGGGAAGUGCUUGUCACUAGAAAUCCUUGUUUGCAUCCUGGAGAUAUUAAGAAACUCAACGCUAUUUCAACAAAAGAGAUAUUAAAAAGAAAUGGUGGCAAGAAUCCCUAUAGUUAAUUGAUCAAUUGUUUAGUAUUUCCAGCCUGUGGAAAUUCACUUCCUUGCUAGAUUGCAGGAGGAGAUCUAGAUGGAGACUUAUAUUUUAUUUGUUGGGAUAAUAGAUUAUUGCCUCCAGUGCUUGUUAAAUCCAUGGUUUAUGAUGACAAGAAACAAAAUCAAGUUUAAUAUAAGAAAAUGAAUUUUAGAGAGAACAAUUAAAUGUUUCAUGAAAACAUCGAUAUGAAUUUCGAUAUGAAAAGUAUGUUUGAUUUUCUGUAUUUCUAUCUAAAUUGUGAGACUCUAGGGUUGAUUGACAAUUCGCAUUUAGCAUGGGCUGACAAAUCAGAUAAAAAGGCCAAUGAUCCCAAUUGUCUUGAGUUGGCUGAGUUGCAUUCAGAUGCAGUAGAUUUUGUGAAAACUGGGAAACAAGUCUUUCUAGAUGCUAAACUUCUCUCCAAAAGUACAGAUGUUAUAUAAUCUCAUAGUUUUCCCUGAUUAUAUGGAAAAGGAGCAAUCAGUAACUUAUGAAUCGCAAAAUAUAAUAGGGAAAUUGUAUAGACAAGUUGCAUCAAUGGGGAUUUAGUAAGACAACUUAUUGAGUUAAGGAUUGGGAUUUAAGUAAAAUAAUUUACCGAAAAUUGAAUACAAAUUGUUGUAUAAUUUCGAUAAAUUAAUUACUGCUUGCAAAUAGAUAAAAUAAAAUUGCAAAAUUACAAUCAAUUUGGAAGAAAAGAAAGAACAAAAUGAAUUACAACAAGAAGUUUAAGAAGAUAUGAUAAAUGAGGAAAUCAUUCAAUUAAUUUAGAAAUACAUUGAUGAUAACUUUUCAAGACAUUUUGAUUCUGCAAUCAAAUUUAUUAACCUUAUUUUUGAAUCGAUAUUUGGGAUUAUACAAACAUUUGCAGUAAAAAGUGAGUUUGAAAUUUACAGUGGUAACUUUAGUAGCAUGCAAAAAGGAGAUGGCUUAUAUUAGAAAGUAUGAUAUAUUGUUAUAACAAUAGAAAAAACUGAAUGUAGAAAAAUACUAAAAACGUAUCAUUGCUUUAGUCAGUCAAUUACAUCAAGAAGUUGAAAGGAAAUUGCAGGCUCUUUCUGAAAUGGAAAGAUUACAAAGAAUAUCAUUAAUCAAUUUCAUUUUAACAUACUCUCCGAAUUCUCAUCCUUAUCCUACAUAUACUAUAUUGGGAGAGUUUAUUUCAUAAGUGAUGAAAUAGAUUGAGUGUUUGGAUGGAUGGAAAACAUUGUUGAAUAUUCAUUCAGUAUGGUACAGAGGAGUUGGUUAGUAUUUGUUUUGGAAGGACUUAUUGAAGAUAUUUAAUCAUGACGAGGAGGAACUUAUUUGA
Messenger RNA from Paramecium octaurelia, 4147 nucleotides. NCBI's taxonomy places the organism in Eukaryota, Ciliophora, Oligohymenophorea, Peniculida, Parameciidae. The record is from the annotation of a GenBank genome assembly.